This is a messenger RNA of Tauraco erythrolophus (red-crested turaco), 506 nucleotides long. Lineage: Eukaryota; Metazoa; Chordata; Aves; Musophagiformes; Musophagidae. The record is from RefSeq and is a predicted model, not a curated record.
GAGAACUUUUCGCCCAGGCGCCAGUGGAGCAGUUCCCUGGGGUCGCUGUGGAGGGCGUGACGGACUCCAGCAGAUAUUUUGUCAUCCGGAUCGAAGACGGCAACGGCCGCCGAGCUUUCAUUGGAGUCGGCUUUGCGGACCGAGGGGACGCUUUUGAUUUCAACGUGGCUCUCCAAGACCAUUUUAAGUGGGUGAGGCAGCAGAGCGAGCUGGCCAGACAGGCCGAGAACCCCGAGCAGGGACCCAAACUGGAUCUGGGCUUCAAGGAGGGACAAACCAUCAAACUCAACAUUGCGAACAUGAAGAAAAAAGAAGGAGUGACCGGGAACACCAGACCACGUCCCACAGGUCUCGGAGGCCUGAGCUUGCUCCCACCACCUCCUGGAGGAAAAUCUUCCGCUCCGGUUUGUCCCGCCGGAGAGCAGCCGUCUACGCUCUCUGCCCAGCUCCCGGGCACCCCCAUCACAGACUCCCUCUUGUCCUGGCCGCAGCCCGUCGUCUUCUAA